GAGGGGAUUGGAGCUGCCGCAGCGCGCGGCGACAGAGAGGAGCAGCGCUGGGCGCUUGCGGCGGGUCCUCCUCCUCCUCCGCCCUCCGGCUUCUUGUCGCUGCUGCUCGCCGCUGCUCGCCGCCUGCAUCCCCAGCCGCGGCGCCCGGAGGAGGAGGAGACGCCGCUGCCUGCAGGGUCCCUGCCGCAGUCUCCCACAGUCUCUCGGGGCCUCUCUUUCUCGCCGCGGCUCGCACCUCUCCGCGCCACGAUGGGGCUGCUGGACUCAGAGCCCGGCAGCGUCCUGAACGCGGUGUCCACUGCACUCAACGACACUGUGGAGUUCUACCGCUGGACCUGGUCCAUCGCAGAUAAACGUGUAGAAAACUGGCCGCUGAUGCAGUCUCCAUGGCCAACGCUAAGUAUAAGCACACUGUAUCUCCUGUUCGUGUGGCUGGGUCCAAAGUGGAUGAAAGACCGGGAGCCAUUUCAAAUGCGCUUAGUGCUCAUAAUCUAUAAUUUUGGCAUGGUUUUGCUUAACCUUUUCAUCUUCAGAGAGCUAUUCAUGGGAUCAUACAACGCAGGAUACAGCUAUAUUUGUCAGACAGUGGAUUAUUCUAAUAAUGUUAAUGAAGUCAGGAUAGCUGCUGCCUUGUGGUGGUACUUUGUAUCGAAAGGAGUUGAAUAUUUGGAUACAGUGUUUUUUAUCCUGAGAAAGAAAAACAACCAGGUGUCUUUCCUUCAUGUAUACCAUCACUGCACAAUGUUCACACUGUGGUGGAUUGGAAUCAAGUGGGUGGCAGGGGGCCAAGCAUUUUUUGGGGCCCAGAUGAAUUCUUUCAUCCAUGUGAUCAUGUACUCCUAUUAUGGACUGACUGCAUUCGGCCCCUGGAUCCAGAAAUAUCUUUGGUGGAAGCGAUACCUUACCAUGCUGCAGCUGGUUCAGUUUCACGUCACCAUUGGGCACACAGCACUGUCUCUCUACACUGACUGCCCCUUCCCCAAGUGGAUGCACUGGGCACUAAUCGCCUAUGCAAUCAGCUUCAUAUUCCUCUUUCUCAACUUCUACACCCGGACGUACAAUGAACCCAAGCAGUCAAAACCUGGAAAGGCAGCCGUGAAUGGUAUUUCAGCAAAUGGCGUGAGCAAGUCAGAAAAGCAGCUAGUGUUAGAAAAUGGGAAACCCCAGAAAAAUGGAAAGCCAAAAGGGGAGUAGACUGACCUGGGCCUUACCUGGUUGACAGUGAGGAAACUCCUGUGUCAUAUAAAAUUUCAGGGGCAACAGAAGCAGAGGGCCUGGUGUGGGGAGAGAGGCAGAUGUGCUCCGUGCACCUUCAGAUUGAGCAGACCUUUCCAAAUGCUACCCAGAUGUUUUAUUUAUGAAGUUUUUUAUUUUAAACACCUUUUUUUUUUUAUAUUAGCCUCGAAGUUGUCCAGACCAAAGCAAUCCCAAUGUGACAUUGGAGCCCCUCCUCCUGUUCACACCCACCUGCUCAGUGGGUGACAAUGUCACCCAUCUUACAUUCACCCCUUCUUCAGUCUGAAUUUUAGAUGAUCAUAGAAACACAGUUUUAUGGAAAAAAAAAAAGUUUUUUUUUUUUUUUUUUUUUUCUCUAAAUUACCAGUUCCCCACUGGUUGCAGAUCUGGUGUUUUCUUGUCCAGAGAUAGAGUUGUGGAUACAUUUGAAUUUGGAUUCAUUUGUUGACCCUUGUGGUCAAAUCUCUCCACCUCUAGUCGGAAUAGUCCCUUUUGGCUGUAAUUAAAUUUGAAAACUCUGCUAAUCUCUGUAGAAUCUUAGAGGCUUGAUGAUGAUGAUGGUGUUGGUGAAAAUAAGAAAGAAAACCAGUAAAAUCUUGUCUUGUGACCCAAAGGCCACCGUGACAUAACGGCGCAAAUCACUGUGGGAAACAAUUUUUUUUUAUUUUGUUUUUGUGAUGAGGAAGGUAGCCUUUGAAUACUCGUAUUGUUAGCAGAAAUGUAUUAUGAGGAUUAAAAUUAUUGAAUGAUUGAAACAUGAAACAACUCAUGUCUUUGUUAGUAACAUCUAAGGUAGUCACAUUUAUACACAGUUAGAACUCUAAGGGCAUAUUGAUUAUAUCAGGCUUUCCUUGUUUUGAUUUGUGGCUGUUGCUGAUUUUUUCAUAUGUGGACAUACACCUACCUCUUCUGUUGGAAAGAACAUUUAACUAAAAUAAAAUGAAAUAAAUUUUACUUAAAACAAAUCAAGGAGUCCUCUAAUGUAAAAUUUAAUUUUAACUUUUAGACUUCCUUUUUUGUUUAUUUUAUUUACAAAUAGCACAUACCAAACAUUUCUGUGAUGUCAUCCAUCUCUUUCGAUGUGUCUCAUUUUGUGUGAUGCUCAUUUCCCCUAUGACAACAUUGCAAAACCUUCUUUAUUAACUAGAAAUGAAGUAUCAACGCAUUUUGGUGCAAUACCUUGACUCCUUGGUGCUAAUGAUCAAUAAAUUCAGUGCUUGCUGGUACAAGGUGUUACCUGUAAUUGCAAGAUGAGAAAAUGUGAGCCUGAGUCUGAGUCAGGUCUCUCAAGUCAAAUUCGGUGUUUACAAAAGACGUAUUUCAUGUACUACAAAUGAACAACUGGGAAAAAGAUGUAUCUCAUGUAAUAGGAACAAACAACUGUAAAAAAGUCAAGACGUAUUUCAUGUAAUAGGAAUAAACAACCAACAGCUGCAGAAGUGAUGCUGUUCCACAUUGUUUUAAAAACAGAUUAUUUUGUUAUGGGAUGUCACAGAGGGAUCAUGUGGAAAGAGAAAAUAUGACAAAAAUAGCAUGAAUAUUUCUAAACCUUCCAACUUGUUGAAACUGCAUGUGUAGGAGGAUGUCUGCUGUUUGUACAGACUUUCCAAAUGUUUUGUAAACUAUAUUUAUUGUGCAUUGAGAUUCCAUUUUCCCUGAAGGCAUGCAGUCAUGAACAUUGCAGAAAAUUAGCAGCACAUACAGUAAUAGUGCGGUCUAAGAGACUCAACACUUUGUCUUUCGCCAGUGUGUAAUGACUAGAGAUGUGUAAAUCUUUGUGAACAUUCUGUACUGGCUUCCCAGACCCCCUUCAUUCCCUGCUAUCCGAUUUCAGCACAAUAAAUAUACUACUGCCGUGGGAAAAGUGA
This is a messenger RNA of Phodopus roborovskii (desert hamster), 3104 nucleotides long. RefSeq names its product ELOVL fatty acid elongase 4 (gene Elovl4). Lineage: Eukaryota; Metazoa; Chordata; Mammalia; Rodentia; Cricetidae. Gene Ontology annotation, molecular function: fatty acid elongase activity. The coding region runs from base 250 to 1194 and encodes 314 amino acids. The transcript has 6 exons. Gene Ontology annotation, biological process: fatty acid elongation, saturated fatty acid; very long-chain fatty acid biosynthetic process; sphingolipid biosynthetic process. Gene Ontology annotation, cellular component: endoplasmic reticulum membrane; endoplasmic reticulum. The record is from RefSeq and is a predicted model, not a curated record.